AUGGAUAUGCAAGUUUCUCCUAAAAAGGUCAAUCUGCACAAUUAGCAUUAAAUGAACAAAGCACUCGAGUUUGAUUCAGAAGAGGAGGAAUUUAUGUCAGAUGAAAUGGAUGAAAAUGUCAUUUAAACUAAUAUUAAAAAAUAAUACUAGAGUAAAAUGAAAAGUGAGAGAACUGUGGGAGAUCCCAAACAAUCAACUGCAAUAGAGGAUGAAAAUUUCGUUAGUUAAAAUAGCCAUUAAAAGAUUCACUAGGUAGUAAAGAAUACCAAACCUCUGACUUCAGCUUAGUAUAAUCAAUUAUUCACACAAAUAGAAUCUGACAGAGGGGGGUAAAAGAGUUCUACUUUAACUUCAAAUAGAUCGCAUAAGAGUAAUAAUUUAUCCAUGAAUAAAAUGCCUGGAUAAGUUCAAAAUGGUUCUAUGAUGGGUGAUAUGGCUAAACUAAGUUUUCAAAUUAAAAAGAACAAUAAGUCUGAAAGAGAAAUAAUUAGACAAGACCGAUUUCAAGAGAUUACUCCCAUUCAAGGUAACCUUCUAAUGAGAAGAUUUAGUCAAAUUCACCCAUCAAAAUCGCAAGCUUAUAUCUCUUUCAACGCUAAGAAUAUUCCAUCUCUAAGAGAUGAUAAAACACCAUAACGAUUUUAAUAAUAAGAAGACGAUCGAGUAAUGAUAAGAUAUAACAGCAAUGAUUCAUUUAACUUAAAUAGUCUAUAUAAGGGAAAAAACAGAUUAGGAAGUCAGUCUACUAAAAAAGCAGUUCCUGGAAAUGCUGAAUCAUGUAUAUAGAGAUUAAUGGAGGAUGAAAUGAAGAGAAAAUUAACUAGAGAAAGGCUUGAAUAAUAGAAAACAGAUAAUGAAGAGAAUGAAAUCCUUAAAAAUACCUAUAAGCCUUAUUUAUCAUCAGUAGAAAGAAAACGAAAUCUAAGUUCUGAUAAUGAUGAAGGAUUUAGUCAUAAGAGAUCUUAUUAGUAGUUCUAUCAAGAUUAAAUUGAAUUCAAGUCUAACGUAGAGAUUACAAAAUAACUAAAAAGAAGAGAAGAAGACCUGAAAUACAGUAAUGAAAACAUCAGAUAAAAAAUGAAACCAAAUAAAAAGUCAAGAGAUAUAGCAGAAUAGUUAAGGCAUCAACUAAGUGCGGAAAGAUAGCAUACACCAGAGGUACAUGAAAGAUUACAUAAUAAUAUAGCAUUAAAUCAAAGCAGUAUUGAGAAGAGAAAUCUUUUUAGAACAUAAAUGUAUACUAAAAGUCCAUUAUCAAAUAAUAAGAAAGUUAUUGCAGAGGAAUAAGAAUCCGCUAUGAACAGAUUAUAUACUGAGGGUUAACUGAAAGAUCAAAAGCUUAAAUAGCUUGCAGAAAAAUAUGAUCAGAAAAAUGAUUUCACACUAGACAUAGUUAACAAAGAUUUCAAUAAUAGGACUGUUUAUGAGAGACUUAAAAAAGAAUUUGCUUAAUUUUUCAGUAAAGAAUCUUUCUACAAUAGUGAAAUCAUUAAUCAUGAAGAAACACCUAAAUCUCCACUCGCGGAAUCUAAAACAUGUGGAGUUUUUAGUCCUAAGAAUUCUAAUCUCUCAAAGGUAAAUAUGUAACCAAGGACUGGUAAAAAUUUUGAAGAAUAAAUGAAGAAGGGUACACCCAUUAGACUUAAGACAUAUAUCAAGCUAAUGCAUUGUCUUGGGUUCAUUCAUGUAAAAGAUCGAUCUUAAAGUGAGGAAGAAUUGUUGACAUUAAUAUGGAAAACCUUAGGAGGUACUAAUGACAAUACAAUAAAAGCUGAGAAUCUUUUUGUAAUUUUAGUUGGCAUUAUGAAUGCUUAAGUACCAGAAAUUAUAUAACCUCAUAAUAAAUAAUAAGGCCAAAGCAUAGGCCAUUAAAAAAAUGGACCCUUAUGCUACGAUUAGAAUCAUGAUACACAUUUCACAUCAUUGGAAGAAAUGCUGAAGAUUCACAUGAAAUAUUUAGUACUUUGCGAAAAUAGGAAAAAUUAAAAAAGAAAAUUAUCAAGUAAUUCAGCUUCAAAACACUUAGCAGGUUUUGAUGAUGAAUAAACUUCAAUAAAUCCAAAUCUAACUUUUAGACCAAAGAUAGACAAGAGAUCCAAGUUAAUUGCAGAAAGCAAGUUGAAAGAUAAACUCAAGAUAAAAAGCCAUUAUGACCUUCUCAAUGAAAAGGCAAAGCAAAAGAAAUUUGUAAAAGAAAAGAUGGCCGAGGAUCAAAUAUAAAAAUAAUUAGAAGAAUGCUCAUUUAAGCCUAAGAUAAUAGGUCAAAAUUUUAGAAAAGGUAGUGAUAAAUAACAAAAUACUAAAAUCAAAAAAAGUAACGUGAGUCCUAUAAUAUCAUAAAUUCUUCAAGAUGGGAAUCAGUAACCUAAUAAUGAUGAAAACAGAUCAGAGUUUUCUUGGGGAGCAAAGCCGAGUGGCAAAAUUGAUGACUCUAUUUUGCAAGCUUAUAUUGAAUAAGUAGAUGAUAAUAGGAGAUAUAGUAACAUCAGUGUGAAAAAUGAUUAACAAAAUUAUAAUAAUGUUUUGAAGCAAAACAACAUGAAUAAUGAUCAAAAUUCAAGGAUUUCCAGAAAAGAUAUUGUAGAACUUGCAAAUCAAAACAUAUCAAUCAACAGAACAGCCAGUUAGCAUGACCUUUAGUUCUAAUCUCUUGAUCAAGCCAAUAAGUUGAGUAAAAGAUCAAUGAUAAGCGAAGCUGAUUCAAAGUCUAAAAUCUUCCAUAAUGAGGAAUAUUACGAGCAGACCUCACAGUUAAGUAAUAAUUCAAUAUUCUCAGGCUCCCUUUAACAAAAAUAGGAUUGUAAGAAUCAAUUUUGUAUUUAUUGUUUAAUUUUAGAAAAACUGCCAAUGCUUUAUAUUGAUGUAAAUCUAGGCAAAGAAAAAGGAAUGCAAAGAAUAGUACUUUAUGAAGAUGACAAACCAGACUUAAUAGCUUACUAGUUUUCUUAAGUUCACAAACUAUCCUAACAAAAGCAAACUAAACUAGAGUAGAUGAUUGGCUAUAAAAUGGAGGAACAUAAGAUUAAGUAAAGACAAUUAUGA
This is a messenger RNA of Stylonychia lemnae, 3042 nucleotides long. Lineage: Eukaryota; Ciliophora; Spirotrichea; Sporadotrichida; Oxytrichidae. The record is from the annotation of a GenBank genome assembly.